Molecule: messenger RNA, 2338 nt
Organism: Staurois parvus
Lineage: Eukaryota; Metazoa; Chordata; Amphibia; Anura; Ranidae
Source: the annotation of a GenBank genome assembly
AUGUCUCAAUCAGAUGCUGAAAACUCAGAUACACCAAAGCAAAGAUUCGAGCUAGAGGUUGAAGACAAUGACACAAAAGCCGCCUUUAGUAAAGGAGACAAAGAUGCAAAAAAAGACAAGAAGCCACCCAUGGAAUCAUCCAUGCAGGGUGAAAGCAACAAUUUCCCACUUGAAAUUCAUUUUGACACAAGUUUUCUUCCAUCACUACCAGGCUCCAAAGUCAAGGGCCCUGACAUUGAUCCUAAAGAUGUUUACACAAGAGACAGACUCUUUGAAGCUGUUGUCAAUCAUGACACGGAGGACCUUGCUGCACUAAAAACCUAUUUGCACAAAUCCAUGAAACAUCUCACUAAUGCAGAAUUUAAAGAUCCUGACACGGGGAAGACAUGUUUAAUAAAGGCCAUGUGGAAUCUUCAGAAUGGAAUGAAUGAUACCAUUCCUAUAUUGCUGGAAGCUGAGGAGACACCUGGUAAAAUGGAAGAAUUAGUUAACGCAGCAUAUACUAAUGAAUAUUAUAAAGGGCAGACAGCACUCCACAUAGCUAUUGAGAAGAGAAGCUUCCAACUAGUCCAGCUGUUGAUGAAACACAAAGCUGAAGUCCAUGCCAAGGCGGAGGGCAUGUUUUUUCAGAGGAAGAAAAAAGGAGUCAGUUUUUACUUUGGUGAACUCCCUCUUUCUCUUGCUGCCUGCACUAACCAACCCAAUAUUGUUGAUUAUCUCUUAAACAAUCCAUAUCGUAAAGCUGAUCUAAAAGCCAGAGAUAGUCACGGGAACACGGUCCUGCACGCUCUGGUUUUAGUGGCUGAUAACACAGAGAAGAACACUAAGAUAAUCACUAAAAUGUAUGACGACAUUCUGAAGAGGUCAAUAACAAUUGAUCCAGAGAUGGACCUGGAAGGAAUUCACAACUGGGAAGGUCUAACACCACUGAAGCUAGCAGCCAAAACUGGUAAAAUUGAGUUGUUCAAGCACAUACUGCGGAGGGAGAUUACAGAGCAAGAUUAUAAACAUCUGUCUCGGAAGUUCACAGAAUGGACAUACGGUCCAGUGCACACCUCUCUGUAUGACAUGUCAUCUGUGGACUCAUAUGAAGCUGACUCUGUGCUGGAAACCAUUGUAUUCAACAGUAAUGCCAAUAAUCGGCAUGAAAUGGUAGUGCUGGAACCCAUCAACCAUUUAUUACAGGAAAAAUGGGAUUCUUAUGCUAGCAAGAUAUUUUAUGUGAAGUUUUUUCCUCUAUGUUUUGUACAUGAUCAUAUUCACAGUGACAGCGUAUCACAGGCCACUCGAAGGACAGCCUCCAUUUCCACUGAAAGGGACACCCAAAGACAAUAUUCGUGUACUUGGAGAAAUCAUCAUCAUGUUUGGUGGACUUUAUAUACUAAUAUGUGAGAUAAUAUAUUUUUGGAAGAGGCGUCCUUCUUUGCAAAUUUUAAUAAUGGAUGGCUAUUUUGAAAUUCUUUUCUUUUUCCAAGCCGUUAUUAUCCUGAGCAGUGGUAUUGCUUACCUGGCAGGAAGUGAAGUCUAUGUCGCCCUUAUGGUGUUUGCACUGGUUCUUGGCUGGGUGAAUAUGCUGUACUAUACCCGUGGAUUCCAACAGACAGGAAUUUACAGUGUCAUGAUUCAGAAGACCAUCCUGCGUGACAUGCUUCGCUUCCUCUUCGUCUACCUAGUCUUCCUCUUUGGUUUUUCAGCAGCUUUGGUAACACUUAUUGGAGAAGCCCCUCAGAAGGAUAAGAAUAGCACUGAUUCUGAACAAAAUGAAGCAGGAACCUCAUAUUCAGGGCUUUAUAGCGCUACCUUGGAGCUCUUCAAAUUUACUAUUGGCAUGGGAGACCUGGAGUUCAAUGAAAACCUGAAGUUCAAGCACUUUUUCAUGUUUCUGCUGAUCUUGUACGUGGUACUCACCUAUGUUCUUCUCCUGAACAUGCUCAUUGCUUUGAUGAGUGAAACUGUCAAUAAAGUCUCUAAUGAAAGCAAGAGCGUAUGGAAAUUACAGAGAGCAGCAACAAUCCUGGAUAUUGAGAGGUUCCUGCCUAAGCGUCUUAGGGAAAAGUUUAGGUCAGGCCGCUUGCUUACAGUGGGGUCAAAACCUGACGGAAAGCUAGAUAAAAGAUGGUGCUUUAGGGUGGAAGAAAUACAGUGGGAAUCAUUUGGAGAGAAUAUGUCCUGCAUUAAUGAGGAGGAGCCUGGAGACAAAGAAAAUGCACAUAAGCUUUAUAAACGACCCAAAGGAUGGAGUCAUUGGGUUUCCCGAGCUCAAGAAAAGGCAAGGGAAGAGGAGUUAGAGCCUCUAAAGUCCGUGUCCACAAGCCCAUCAAAUGAUGAAAAAGUCUGA